UGGCCGGGCGAGCUUCAGCAGGUGAGCACGCCGGCGCCUCCCUCGUCCCGGAGAUGGAAGAGGCGCUGCAAACUUCGGGCGGCAGAGACGGAGCGUCGAACUGAGGCGGGGAGAGGAGUCAAGCCCCGGCGAGGGGGGCGAGAAGGGAAGCAAAGGCACGGGAGAUCGGUAAGUCCAAGCCCCACAAAAGUAUCUGGUCAAUCUAGGGAGGCAGGCGGGAAAGAACAGCCCCCCUUGGGUACUUGGAGGAGGGCAACUCCUGGCGUCCCUCCUCCAUCCAGGCGAGGCACCCGUCCCCGCCCUGCCUGGAGUGCCUGGAAAACUUGGACGCUUCUGCUCCCAUCUCCUCCACUCCUGCUUUCUAAGCAAAGGUCCUGGCGCUGCCAGUGCAGCUGCCCAGGGAGGCGAAAGGAGAGCUUCGCUCGUGCUUUGGCCACUCGAUCUCCACGGGGAGAAAAGGGUCAUCUGGAAACUGGCAGUUCUCUUCUCUGGUCCUCCUCUGUUUCGAAUUGAUGAGCGAGCCCUUGAGCAUUGCUUCGCACGGGGAUUCAGAGUGACAGGACAUAAACUGACGCGGGAAGAUGCGUGUGUGUUGGGUCCGUGGUAGCAGCCUCUGAAUGUCAUAAUGGGGAUGGGGAUGAUGGUAAUUAGCAUAGCUGUGAACGUUUCCCCCCUUUUUAAGGGAAAUUCCCUUAUUCCGAAUAGGAUUCCUCGCAAGAAAAGGGAAAAGUUGACAGCUAUGGUUAUUAGACACUAAGAACCUCAGGUUGCCGGCUACAAGCUACAGACUCCGCAGUCACCCUAUGGAAAUUUGUUGAACUCCGGCCGGAAUAACUGAAUUAUGAACUGCAGCAACAAAGCAUUCAGGAGUCGUCUGUAUUUAAGUGUUUGGCAAGCAUAUUGCUACACAUCCCUCUGCUUUUCUUGUUGUGCUUUGUUGCGUUCAACCUCUACCCUGCUCCGCCCCGUGUACAUCCCAUAGGAGGAGGUUAUCAAUUAAUAACGUACCAGCCAGCUCUGCAAGAAUGCUGGGUGGAUUUUUAAACAGCUAUUAUCAUUAUUAUUGAAGGCUGGGGAAGGAAGUGUUUUGUGCAUCAAACUUACUUCAACCCAGGAUAACGUCAGCUAGCAGUAAUGCUUUUUUAAAAGCAGGCCAUAUGGCAUAAAUAACGGAUCAGAUUGUUUGGAGCAUCAAAAUCAUAGUCUUUCCUUCUUUAACUCCUGCCUUUCUCAACAGCUCUGUAUUUCUUUCAAACAAGCAGCUUCUCUUCAUUGGAAGAAAGUUAGUAACACAUUGCAAACUUUUACAUUAGAAGGUCACUUUAAGUUUCUGUUGGGUGAAAGCAGAUCCCAUGGAAAUCAUCAGGAGUCUCUUCUGAGCAAACAUGUUUAUAGAUGAGUUUGUAGAAAUGUUUGUAGAUAAGUUUGCUUGUAAAGAUGGUUUGCUAGAGUGUAUUUGAGAUGUGGAAUGGACGCAUUGACCUGGUGUGCAUGUCACAUUAAACUGUCGGAUUUUUAAAUAGGAAGUUUCACUGGAUUUCAAUAAAUACAAAAUUAAAUCUCUUCCCAGCAGUAACAAAUUGCCCCUCCUUGCUUAAGUUGGACAAAACGGUUUCAACAGUGGAGUUCAUUGUUCCUUAACCAAUCAUGUGCACGUGGUGGAUGCCAGAUUGUAUUAUUUUCAUCUGAGAAAGUUGUAAAUGGAUGCCAUAUUUCAAUAUAGUCAUUAACAUCCUGAGAGCCUUUACCCAUUUCAUCAGCUUUCCAUCAAAACAACCAUCCAUAUUUUCUGUCUUCUAAUACAAGCUGCAGGUGUUCUCCCAAGUUCUUCCAGUUCUGUGUUAAUCAAUUCAUUAUUGUGAAGUAAAAUGUUGAGGGGAUAAAAAAAAAGAGGCAGAACAAAAAGUACCAGAGAUAAUGGACACCCUUAUUUGGUCCCUCAAAAUAUAGAAAAUAAGUCCCUGUUAUUUAUCUGGACUAUAGAUUCUGUGAGCCUAUAAAAUUGUUAAGAGGCCCCUCUUACCCUCACACUGAAGGACAUUCAUAUUCUUACGAGUCUGUAAAUUCCUGGGUCUGAUAAAAGUGAGAACUAAUCAAGCUUUGGGGAGUUAAAAUGUGCCAAACAGCUUAUGUUAGAAAUACAAGCCAGGCCAACCUGAUGAUGGCUUGCUGAGUGAGAGUUGUUAGGGGUAUAAAGCUUAAUGAUGGCCAAGUCAAAAAGAGGCAGGGUGAUUAACAAAGUACGUAGUUAUUCUGUGCCAAAAGGCAGAGGGAUGUGAGCCCCUCCUUCAUCUAGAGAGGUAGCUAGCAAGAGACAAAAGGCCAGAGGUUUUAGGAUGGCACUUGGCAGUGAAGUACUGGCAAGAAACUGUGGCAGGCUGUGAAACAGAUGGAGAGCAUGGCUGAUUUCUCUGUUGGAUCCAAGUUCACUUUGUCUAUGGGAGAAGCAAGAGACCCCCUUGGAGUGUAAUGCUGGGAACCCCUUCACAGUAGGCUCAGGUGGUCUUAACCAUAUAUCAUAAACACGCCACAGUCUCCGCUUUGCCUCCUUUACAAAAGGAAACACAAGCCCUGAGAAAGUGCUUGGAUUCCUGCUCAGAGAUUGGCGUGUAACAAUGGAUGGUGUGUAACAAGAUUAAACCAUAGGUUAUGCUAACCGUGGUUUAAUGUCGGCGUGGCCAAUGUAGUGUCCUGCAGUUGUUGUUGGACUCCCUUUGGCCCCAGCCAGCUUUGUUAGUGGUCAGGGAUCAUGGGAGCAGACAUUUGAAGCAACAUUUGGAGGGCAUCACUUCCCUGUUUACUGUGAUGUGUGAACCAGGCCAUUGCAGAAUGAGUCCAGCAGGAGUUCUAAAAUCCGCAGAGCAGCGCUGGAAUAUGGAUUAUGAGAAGCAUGAUUGCAAGAUGUUUUUGUGCACCCAUUCGAGUUAAAAAAACAGCAUUAGCGAAAACCAGCGUGCUUCAGAAUAGGUGAAAGAAAGAGAGACAGAGAGAAAUAAUGAGGAUUUUAUAUACAAUACAGUAGGAUUCUUAGUAACAGCCACAUCAAACACCCUCGUUCUUUCCAAUUUCUGGCAUUUGUUAACCAAAUGCAAUUUCUCCUCUGCUUGUGUUGUUGGAUUCUUGAAGUAUCUUUAUUUUUUCCUCCUCCCCUCUGGUGCUGCUACCCAAAAAAUGCUUCCUUGGAUGAAGCAAACUCAGCAGAGCACUUUAACAAGGAUAUAAAGAAAAGAUGGUGUCAAGAGAAGAAAAAACAUUAUCUGAUCAUUUUCUAGCCAAAAGGAGGAUGAAAAGCUUGAUGAAAAGAGAGAUAUGGAAGAUGAAGUUUUGUAGAAAAAUGAAGCAGCCUUUCAAUACAGUUUUUUAAAAUACUGUAAUUUUUCGUCAAAUAAAUUUUAACAUGCUUUUUUCUUAAUUGGGCGUAAAUGCAGGGUUCUUUGAAUUGUAUGUUAUGCAUCCUAGCUGUAUGCUACAUGCAUUAUUAGCAGACUUUGUAAUUAUAUGUUUAUUUACAGUGCAGCCCUGUAUAUGUCUGUUGAAGGGUAAGCCCCAUUGAGUUUACUGGGACUUAUUUUUACCUAGGUGAGUUUGGGUGAUUUUCAACGAACCUGCAAGGAUUCACGAUUCCUAGUUGUUUAGCAAUGGUAACAACGAAAUUACUUUUUCCACUUAAGUGGGGCUGCUGAAAUGAAGAAAGCUAUCUAGGGUUUAUCCUUUGUGUGAAAGGACUGCAACCUCAGUUCAUUUCUGGAAGUGAAAACAAAUACCAAGGUUCAGAAGCACCCUGUUAUUGAAUUCUCACUGGCCCACUUCACACAUAAUGUUAGGUCAAGUCAUAUCUAAGUGUGAAUGAGUGACCCACAGCAACUCAUAGUGGCCCAGACAAACCACAAGCUCAGAUUCAGAUGAGCUUUGGCUGUGGCUACCUGAAUACUCACUCGUUCAUGGAUAGCCAUGGUCUGGCUUCGUGUUAUUUGCAAACUAGAACAAUAUUGUAUCUUUUACACUUGGAGCUUGUUGGUGAAUCUUGGGUUGUAGGCAAGGGAAGUAGACGCAACAAGUUUGAAGUCUGCUCCAUUAUGUAGUUCAGCACACUGGCUUCUACUUUAAUAGUCCUCAGUGGGACCAACUUCUGAGUAAACAUGGCUAGGAUCAGGUUUCAGUGGUUUUCCCCACCCUUUCCAUAAGGGACACUAAAACAACCUUUUAGCAAUGGUUUCAUUCCUUGUGUGCAAAUGUGAUUUCUGGUCACCCAUGACACAAGUUUCCCACCUUACUUGUGCAGGAAGAUAGUUUUGCAUCUACAUUUCAGCCAUGAUAUACUUUUGUUUCACCUGUUCACAGGUGUGAUUGACUUAAAGUAUAUUAUUACUAGUCCUGUGACCGCCACCAUCCGUACCACAGAGAUGUAACUUUUACAGCUUGAGAAGCCUCAGCAAAGGUAAUGCAGAUCAGCUGGGGAGGUGGUGAUGUUUGCAAGAGAAUGAAAAAUUUCCCAGCCACAAGUUUCUAAGGGGACAUCCAUGGCAUACCUUUCCCAGUCUGGCUCUUGUGUCUUAAACUGAAGUGUGGGAAGAGGGAUGAAACUGGGAGCUUCCUCCCUGCCCCCCUUUUGACAGCCAAUAAGCAUGACUCUUUCCAUGUUUAUUACCUGUUACAGGGCAUUCCUGUAACAGGUGGUGUGGAUGGGCAAGGAGAUGAACCAGAGGGGGCUGAAGUUGUGGCCAGAUAUGGACAGUGGGGGUUGGACACAUGGUAGAUGCUGAUCUUCUUAAAAGUUGCUGCAUAGAUGUACUCCAAGGCAGAGUUGGCCAGCUUCAGGAUUCUUAGGGCCCCUUCUGUUCUUCAUAUAGUUUUUGAGUAAAGGGAGAAAGGGGCUCUUUCUAUAACCGGUCCCCUUCACAGGUGAUCAGGUUUCAUAACAAGUUCAGUGUCAUCCAGCAGCAAUAGCUUUACAGGGUCAGAGUGAACAACACACAGGAGGCACACAAAUCAAGCCUUCCUCUGAUCAUUUUAAAAAUGAAAACCUGUGUCUGGGCUGCAGUUUGGAGCAGGGGAGGGACUGCUUAACUAUUUUUGGAAAACACCAGGGUAGUGGAAAAACGGCAAGAAGCAAAAGGUUUAUAAAGUCCUCUAGAUACAAUUUUCAGUAACUGGAAUGCAUAGGGCUUUUAUAUUUUUAAGAUGAAAUGCAGAGGCAGACUUGCUGAUUAGGGGUGGGGAGAGCCACUCUGCUAGCUUCCCAGCAGGUGCAUUGCUGUUACUUUCUCAGAAUGAGAGGGUGAGGUGGUGGGAAGGUCAGCACAGUGCAAACACACUGAUGCAGCCAACCUGGUGUUCCUGCUGAUGCAUUUGCACCAUGCCAAGCUUCCACCGCAUCACCACUCCAGCAAACCAACAGCUGGAAAGCUAGUGUAGCGGCUUUGCCCCACUGAUGAGCCACUUCUGUUGAAAUGCAAAUUGCUUUUUUGUUGUUUUGUUCAUUAAAUGAAUGAAAAAGUAAAAGAAGUCCACUGUGUGGCUAUUCCUCUCCUGCCACCUGAAGCCUCUUGAGCAAGGUUGGGGAAUCUGUGCCCUCCAGAUGUUGGUGGGCUCCCAAAUCCAACCCAGGGGUGAUGGGAGUUGUAGUCCAGGAAUGCCUGAAGGGUCACAGUUCCCCUGUUCCUUGAGUUUGCUUUGGGUUUAAAAAAAGAAAGAAAAUGGAGAAAAGAGCACAUAGCUGCAUAUGGUAUUUACUGCUUCACAAUUAUAAAACAUGGCCACUUGGGUAUUGUUUGUGCCUUACAUAUAAAACAAACCUUAAAAUAAAGGAAUUCCUCUGACACACAAGUUUUUAAACCCCUUAUCUCUUUGAAUGAGGAAAGCUAAAGGCAACCUUUUUUACUUCAUUAACAUUUGGUGUGACCUUGGCAGCAGAUGAAAUUGCUUUGUAGGCUGUCCCUGGUUAAAGGCAUAGAGUAGGAUAAUCAAUGCAUUAUUAAGGAUGUGUAGGAAAUGAAUGGCCACAAAUUCCUUUGGCGACUGGGAGUUCACCCCCAUCCCUAGAAAAACCUGCAGUUGUGCUUUGCAGCGCAGCAAUCCUGAGUGGCACCACCAUUUUUUUGCAAGCCAUAAUACAUUUGCUCCCCAUGUAUUGUAAACAUAAGGAGCAGGGCACAUAAGUUAACAGAAUGUAGCCUACAAAUGCAUUGCUAUUGGGAAAGGCAAUAUAGAAUUUCAAUAGGUCUAGAAUGGUUCAUUAACUUCUAAUUGACUCAGGCUAGGGCUUGCCUUCAUACAGAGGAGCAGCUGGGGAAAUAAUGCCUGAGGCAUGUUCAUCUGACACAGAGUGGGUUCAGGUAACAAUAGUACCACCAUGGUGGUUGCCUUUUCACUCUGCAGGGCUAUGUCCAUCCGAUAAAGCCACUGGCUGUAGCGACUGGAAACAUGGCAAAUGUGUGCCUUGCAUAUUUGUUGCCUUGUGGAAAUAUGAGGAUGGCAAGACUGUUAGCUUGCCAACUUAUUAUUAGUGUUACCAUGCUCUGUUGCUUCAUUUCAGGUCUUCUCUCGUCCACAUGCAGUUUGCAGGUGUUGAUAGCAGCUGCCGCCAGCCGUGCCUUGAAACAGAGGAUUACCAACUCUGCGGCAGAGUAGAGUGCAGGUGGGCAACGUGUGGUUUGGGAACUAAUGAGGCCCAUAGCCCGCUUUUAUACAUCCUGCGGCCUAAUUUUAUGUGGGUGGCAAUGAGGGAGGAAAUGGAUGGAAAGAUGAUGGCAGAGAGAGAGAGAGAAUGAAAGGGCUGCUAGAAAACAAGAGGGGGGAGGUGCUGUCCUGUCACACAUCCUUGGUUCAAAUUCUCCCCACUUUUGUUUCUGGCUCUGCUCUCUGCUGGUGUGCAGCUUCCAACAGAUUACCUCCCAAGGGAAUGCAGAAAAAGGGUUAUCCCACUUCUGUGGGCACUGCUGGAGGAAGGUGUGUGUGUAUGUGUGUGUGUGUGUGUGCAGUGCGGACGCUCCGGGUGUCAUCACUGAGGUUGUGUGUGUGAUGUGGUAGCUUGGGCAGGCGCCUGAAGGCUCUGCGCUGCCUGAAACAGGAGCGUGGGAUUUGCAUCUGCUCUCCGCCUCUCCCUUCGCUGCCCUACAGCUGAGGGGGAGAUGGCAGAGAGGCUUCAUGCAGUGAGUCGCACCAGGCACCCGAGCAGCUAGUUACGCCGCUGCCUGUGGGAAAGGAUUCCAACUUUCUGUUAGGUACCUUUGAUUACAAAGAAGUGUCCUCUAUAGUUCUGUUCAGCAGCUACAAGGUUAAUUCAGUUUACUGAAUGGGGAUAUACACUUUCCUAUAUUUCUUGGUAGAAUAUAUAUUUUUAAUUGGUACUCAUCAAAAGCUACGCAAAAGGUCUUACCCAAUACAAAGUAUCUUUCUAUUGCACAACAGAGUAAAAGAAAUACUUUAAAAAUCUGAUCUAAAAACGAACAGGAACAAAAGGAAGAAAAAAGUGGUGAGUGGAGGAAAAAAGAAAGAAAAAGGUAAAAAGAGAGAGAGAAAGAAAAGAACAUGGAAAGAUAAAAAGGUUCUCUGUCCAUUGCAUAUAGUAUUCACUCAUUAACAUCCAACUAUUCUAUUUUCUAUGAGCCAAUGUUUUUUUCAAUCUUCUAAUCCAGAUAUUACAAGUUUGUUUUCUCAUUCAAGCAGAAAAGCCCGCAAGAAGUUUCCAAUCCUUAAUAAAUAUCAGUAAUGUUUUUUCUCUAAUUAAACACAUUAAUUUUGCCAUCUCUGCUAAGUCCGAUAAUUUUAUCAACCAUUCCUUCAUAGUAGGUAGGGCUGUAUCUUUUCCAUACUUGGCUAUAUUUCUGAAUGGUUGUGGGAGCCUCGUAAAUUGCUCCAGGUAAUUAAUCACAUUUCAAACUGGCUUCCCCUCUUUCCACCCUGUGGGUGCUUCCACACAAAGUGCCAAGGCACUGUUUUUCCUCAGUUUGCAGAAAGUGAUAUUGAAUACCACACCAAGUUAUUCAGUGGUACCCUUCCCCCUGGCCCAAGAUCCUUAUGUGAUGUCUAUUCACAAGUAAGUUCCAUACCCAAAACUCAUGGAAAUACUCUUAGCAAGUUCAGUCUGUUUUCUUGCUUUUUGCUGGUCUAUGCUCUGGGGAUCAGUGGUGAAUAGUUUCUGAUAUGCCACUUGAAUAGCUUCUCUAUCCAAAACAGCCUGAAUGCCCUUUACAGUUUUUGCAUAUGGGGGUGAAUACAUCACUUCUAAAAAAAUCAUUAUUUUGCCACAUAUGAAAAUUAUACUACAGUGGUACCUCGGCUUACAUACGCUUCAGGUUGCAUACGCUUCAGAUUACACACUCUGCUAACCCAGAAAUAGUGCUUCAGGUUAAGAACAUUGCUUCAGGAUGAGAACAGAAAUUGGGCUCCGGCGGCGUGGCGGCAGCAGGAGGCCCCAUUAGCUAAAGUGGUGCUUCAGGUUAAGAACAGUUUCAGGUUAAGUACAGACCUCCGGAACGAAUUAAGUACUUAACCCGAGGUACCACUGUAUUAAUAAUCGUAAAUCUCUCUCACACACCCAGCAAGAAGAGAAACUGACAUUGGGGUAAUUGUAGAGAUGUUAUUCAAGGGGCAAAACGGAUCUUAUUCAUUCUUCCUCCUCCAGCACAGAUUAAGAAGAACCAAUAUGAUGGGCUGAGCUUUCUAAGAGGAAGCAUUUAAUUUAAAUGCAUAGGUACCCUGAAAACUUUAAUAGGGUUUAACUGGUUGAAACUAUAUGAUAAAUUGGUAACCAAAAAAUACCUUUUCUAUUUGGAAUAAUUUAAAAAUGCCCUUGUUUGUGUUGCAACGGUGAAAACCUGGAUUUAGGAAUUCUAUCCCCACAGUUCAGGAUGUGUUCUCAUGUAAUGAGGAAGACUUAUAACAUCUUGUUCAUAUAAAUGGGGGUGUUAAAGCAGAUGGUCAGUGCAAUCCUAUAAUAUACCUACAUGGAAGGAAGUCCCAUUGAAUUCAGUGGGAUUUACUCCCAGAUAAGUCAGUAAGAUUGCAGGCUCAAACAGUCUAGCUUUAUACACUUGCUCAUUUUCAUGUCUCUCUUGAGCUUAUUCUCUCAAGCUGAUAAUAAACUGAAGAGUUUUGACAACUUUAGCAUUGGUUAGCAAUACUCGUUCACUCUUUACUGCUCUGCUUAUAUAUAAACUAAAGGCAGAAGUUUCCCCCCCUUUCUUUGAUCGUACUUUGAAAGGUUCUGCAGCAGAGAAAAGGGGAAUGUUUUCUUCUCCUCGAAAUACCACUCCAAGUGCAGUCCACUGCCAAAGAAACAUUACCUCAGGUUAUUUUUAAUGUGUUUUUAAAAAUUUAAUUUCAAAGUCAACGUUGUAUAGAAAAACUCCUCGGUAUUAAACAUGCUUUCUGUUCCCUUGUUGUUUAUUGCAGGGUACAGCUUGUACUCCUGAAAGCUAGCUGCUUUGCUACACUGACCUUUUAAAGGGACAGGGGGGAACUUCAUGUUUCAGUUCUGUUUAGAUGGUUGUAGAUGUGCCUGUUUUUUCUGUCACUCUGUCACUCUUUUCUAGAGUUUAAAAGAAAAUGUGUGGUGUCCAUGACAUGUAGCUUCUAAAAUUCUCCUGAUACUUUCAAAUCAUCAGUAUCAUGAGCAGCAUGCUGAGAGUCACAAAAAUGAACUAAAUUCUAGCAGUAGCAGCUGGGAAGUGCUUCCUAUGUAUAUUUCCUGGGUAUGAAGAGUACUAUGUGUGUACAUAUGUGUUUAUUUAUUUCAAUUAGAGCCCACCUUUCCUCCAAGGAGCUCAAGACGACAAAUGUGGUUCUCUCUCCACCUUCCUUAAUUUUAUCCUCACAAGAACCCUGUGAAGUAGGCUAAGCUGAGAGACGGUGGCUGCCCCAAGGCCACUCGGCCAGCUUCAUUGUCAUGUGGGGACUAGAAUCCUGGUCUUUCUGGUUCUAGUCUGGCACUUUAACCACCACAAAACACUGGCUCUGCUUGUGGGAAAAUCACAUGAGGUGACUGACUUUAGCUUUCUGCAUCAGUUGAUGAGCCAGUCAGCUGACCUCCUGCCACUGCUGCUUAUCAGAAAGUGGAGGAAAGAGGUUGGCACAGUGGAAAUGUACUGGCAAGAACACUGGAUUGACACCACUGAUGUGUUCGUACCGCGCUGACGUCACUGCUGCCACCUUCCCUCUACUUCCAAGUAAACGGCAGCAAUAGGGGCAGCAGGUCAGGUGUGUGCCAUUGCCCUGUUCUGUAUGUAUCUGGUUCAUGAAAUUCAUUUUCAGUGAGUUGUGUAGCUGAGACCUAUAAUUUUAUUUGUAUGUUUUCAUGAACGAUCCAUUAGAGUUCCUCUCCAAUGAAUUUUGCCUUAUGCAGUUCAAAAUCCUUGGCUGUGAGGGGCAGAGAAGCAGUCUAGAGGUAUUUAAAAGCAUUGCUACAUGCUUUCUGCUGAAGCUGAAAUGAUUCCACCCCCAUCCUCAAAGUUUUUCUGUAUUCAUGUCAUUGGGGAAUAUUCCCUGAAAUUUCUUUGACUAUGCAAAUAUUCUACAUUCUGAAAUAGGAUUUGACAUUUAAUUUUCAGUAGAAGGUCAGGACACAUUGAUAAUGUCUGACAUGUAGCACUCAACAUUUGAUAGGAUCUGAGAGCUGACAUACAGUACCAGCCAAUGUUUGCCAAUUAGAACUGUACAACAUCUUCCCAGUUAUUGUGGAUAUUUCUGCCUGGCCUAACAUUAUCAUCACAUGUACAGGACAGCUUCUGCCAAAGCUGACACACGAUUUGGGGGAGCAGCAAAUGGUUUGUUUACAUCUUACUUUGCAUCCUAGAAAAGUGGCUUAUCAUUGCCCGUUGAAAGGGCUGGCUGGCUUUCUGUUGUUUGUGGUGUCUGGCUGUUGCUUAAAAGACCAGCCUAGGAGAAGAGGAAUCUCAGCUCCCAGUACAGUGCUGUGAUGGGAAGAAAAAUGCAGCAGAGAACAGUUUCUCUCACCACCACAGCACUCAGCUUGUGAGAGAGGAACCUCUCCUCAUAACAUAACAUUGUGAUGGGAACACUCCCCUGCUUCUCUGCAGAUCAACAGGUCAUAGUAUCUGAAAGCUGUGUGUGAUAAGAAUGUGUAUAUUAUGUCUAUAUUAAAGAUGAAGCAACUGAGUCUGAAAUAUAUUUGCUUGCCUAGGGCCCCUAAGAAUUCAGGGCUGAGGUGCAAUUUGAAGCAGGGACCUCCUAGUUCAAUUCAUUUAACCAACACCCUACCUUGGGGUAAACCUCCUGACUUUGCCCUUUUUUAACAUGUCCAUCAUCUUGGUAUUCUUUGUAGGGGAAGAAUACGGCUUGUGUGUUGAAAUUUGUCACACCUACAGAGAACAUGGGGCUGAUGGGAGGAUCCAAAAUUAUGGAGAACCGGACAAGACUAACUAAAACGGACCUCUACUCCAGGCUGAACUUGCCACCAGGCUUCGAGCAUCCCUACGAUGACCUCCUUGCUGACCCCAAGCGAGAUCUGAAGGAUAGCACCAAUUUGGUGGAGGUGCAGAUCGUCCUCAUCUGUGCCUACUGCGUCAUCAUUUUGCUCGGGUUAGUGGGCAACUCCUUGGUGAUUCAUGUGGUGAUCAAGUUCAAGAGCAUGCGCACGGUGACCAACUUCUUCAUUGCCAACUUGGCCGUGGCUGAUCUGCUGGUGAACACGCUCUGCCUGCCGUUCACGUUAGUUUACACAUUGCUGGGAGAAUGGAAGCUGGGUCCUGUGCUGUGCCACCUCGUGCCGUACGCCCAAGGCCUUGCCGUUCAGGUAUCCAUAGUGACGUUGACUGUGAUAGCCUUGGACCGGCACCGCUGCAUUGUGUAUCACCUGGAGAGCAAAAUCUCCAAGAGGAUCAGCUUCUUGAUCAUUGGGGUGGCCUGGGCUGUCAGUGCCAUCUUGGCCAGUCCUCUGGCUAUCUUCCGGGAGUAUUUCUCCAUUGAGCUCAACCAGGACUUCAAGAUCGUGGUCUGCGCUGAGGCCUGGCCCAGGGAAGGGCUGGUCAAUUACAGCACCAUCUACAGCGUCUUGAUGUUCCUGAUCCAAUAUGUCUUGCCUCUGGCCAUCAUCUCCUAUGCCUAUAUCCGUAUCUGGAGUAAGCUAAAGAACCACAUCAGUCCCGGGGCGGCAGGGGACCAUUAUCACCAGAGGCGUCGGAAAACUACCAAGAUGCUGGUGUGUGUUGUGGUGGUGUUUGGGGUCUGCUGGCUGCCCUUCCACAUCUUUCAACUCGUCAGCGAUAUUGACAGCAAUGUGCUGGAUUUGCAGGAAUACAAACUGAUCUACACGCUCUUUCAUGUCAUUGCUAUGUGCUCCACUUUUGCCAACCCGCUCUUCUAUGGCUGGAUGAACAGCAACUACAGAACGGCUUUCCUGACUGCUUUCCGGUGCGAACAGCGGCUGGAUUCCAUCCACCCAGAGGUAUCACCUGCACUGAAAGCCAAGAAAAAGCUAGAAGCCAAAGAGGAGCAUUGCAAUGGACCCCCGUUUUCACAGCCUACAAGUGUCUAGGGGGUCAAACUAGAUGUGGCAGUGGGCAUACACAUACACAUACCCGUCGCUCUCUCUCUUUUUGCAGCUAACAGGUAUGGUGGUGAUAUGGAUUGGGACCAGGGGCAGAGGGGGAGAAAAGCCAUUUAAUCUUUCCCCUGUCCAAUCUUCCUGAUGGAAAUUGCUCCUCCCAGCUAGCAUUUGCCCUGAUAGGAAAAGCAAAAGUGCAAGUAGCAGAUGGUGGGGCAGGGGGUCAUGAGUAGGAAAACAAUGUAGGCAGAAAGGGUUAAGCCCUUUCCCCUUGUGGAUCUGAUCCAAUCCUCACCCAAUUUGCAUUUGCACUGAUUUUAAAGAGAGAGAAGUGCAUUCACACAUCUCUAUUGCAUUUCUUGUUUGACCCUAAGAAAGCAGUGAAGCUGGACAAAGAAUGUGAGUGAGCGCAAGGGGAAAUAGUUUGAUGCUGAUGUAUUGUUGGGUGUGCUUAGAUGUGCUGCUGAUUCAUAGAAAGCUUAUGAACUGGGUGCAAUUUGAGAACGUUCCCUACAUUUUCAAGGCCAUUUGUCAUCAAGUAUAACGUCAACUCCAAAGAACUAUAAAAGACUAAGCCGGUGUUUGGUUGUGUACAGUGAAUUCAGAAGCACAGCCAGCAGUAACGCAGAAGAAAAGGGUUUGCCAUUGUCAAUGCAUAUUUUAAAAAGCGAGGAGACAAGACAUUGUUAGUUGGAGGCAGAUGACAAUAAACAUUUGACUGCUUGGAACAUUGCACAGUCCUUUUAGGCCACAGGAUCAAACUACCCUCUAGUAGCAAAGCUGCAACUGGUUGCUGAAGUUGAAACUUGCUGCAUCUUUCUUUAUGAAAGAAGUGGGUUUCCUAAAAGUCGUAGUGUACUAUGGUUUCUCCCCCCCCCUUUGAUUUACGUGAAAGUUGUGUUCCCCUGUUGAAGUUAAAAACAAGGUCAGCGAAAGAUCUAUCUUUUAGCCACUUGCAAUGAAAUUCUGGAAGGCAAACCACACUUGAAGUUUGUAUAAUGAAAGUGGUACCCAGCUUGGUAUUGUGCAAUCUGCUACUGAUGGAUUGAGCACCUGCAUGGCAUUCUGUGAAGUAUAUGUGCCAGCUUGGCCCUGCAACCGUGGAUGCCUGGGGCUGUGGGUGACAUGCAGUGUGCAUGGCCCUGGCACUGAAAUUUGUGGGUGCCCGGCCCUUUCAUGGGGAAUUUUGUGGGUGCUUGGGCACCCAGGACCUCAGGGAGUUUGCACUUAUGCUGUGAACUGUUUUUGCAGUCCUUUUUGGGAAGGAGAAGGUCAAGGGGGAGAGCUUUUCAUUAAAGUUGUCCAAACUUUUCUGCAAUUGGUUCCGACAGAAGCGGACAUAGUUUUCUUUGUUCCUUUACAAUGAUUUUGUACUAUUCAUCCGCUUACCAAUAGCACUAUGCUUAUUUCUUCUGCUAAUUUAUUUUAGCAGAGACCAAAAACUGCCCCUCUCAAUGAUCUUAGCACUUAGCUAUUUUGCAGUUCUGUCUUGUACCCCCUCCCUCUGCCUUUUCAGACCAGUGUUGCCAAAAAUUUAACAGGAUGCACUGGGGUACUGCGGUACCAAUUCAUAGUCUUUCAAACAUUUUAGUUAAAAAUCUGAGCCUGCUAAUGGGAAGAUUAGUAAUGGGUGAGGAACUAAGAAGUCAAGCAAGUGUACUGGUGUGGAUCCCUGUUUAUUCUCAAGUCAAGUCUGGGUAUUUUGGGUGCAUGCAUGCCUUUAUGUGAGGGAACGGCAAAUGCUUGAUCUUUCAGGUAUCUUAUAGCCUGAUCCAUACCUGAGUGAUUGAAGGUAAUCCUGUUUAUUCUCAGUGGUGUUAAAUUGACUCGGAUCCUAGUAUUCAUUUUAAAUGGAUUGCAGAUUGAGCUUCUGGCACCGUUAACACAUCAUGUUUGAAACUCUUCCUGCUUUAUUGCUAGAUGCUAAAAAAGGACAGUAGAAAUGCUGCCCAUCCUGCUCAAUGGUAAUGUGUGUUUUUUGUUUUGUUUCUGUUCUUGUGGUUUGUGCUUUUAUGUCACGCAUCCUGCCUGGGAUCUGUGCCCAUCAUUGCACUCUGUGCAAUUAAAUACGUUCAAAUAGAAUGCAAGCUAGACAUCCGUAUGCUGCUGUGUAUACCACCAAAUGAAGUUUGCAUGUGUGUUUGUUAAGAGUUCCAUUCUGUUUGCUCAGGUAUAUGACUUGACUCUCCUGUAAAUGCACAGCUAUGAAUGGCAAUGCACACUUCUUCAGCAUAUAUGCUUUGCCUUUUUAAAAAACAACAACCCCCAAACCCCCUGG
Messenger RNA from Podarcis lilfordi (Lilford's wall lizard), 14783 nucleotides. The record is from the annotation of a GenBank genome assembly. Lineage: Eukaryota; Metazoa; Chordata; Lepidosauria; Squamata; Lacertidae.